AUGGAUGUUCCACAGCAAGACAAUGCCGACAUGCUUCUCACCAAUUUCGCUCGAUAUCUCAUUAACAUACAUGAUGGUCGUCAUGCAGAAUGGGUUUUAUUUUGUCAUGGUUCAUUAUAUAUUCAAACCAUGCCUAGCAAUGAAGAAACAGCCGUCGAUCAACUAGUUAAAAAAGCUAACGAAAGCUUGAAGGAAGUGAUUAUCGAACCUGGAGGCCAUUAUGGUGAUGCAACUAUAUAUACAAUGGACUACGAGAAUAAACAAAUUUAUUACGCUAACAUAGAAACAUUUUUAGGGGUAAUACUGCUUCAUCCAUCUCAACAAAUUCAAAAUGAUAUUAUGGCAUUAAUGGCUGCGCGAAUAAAUAUAUUAAAUGAUAAAGAAAAUCCUAUUGUCGUGUCAACUGGUAAUACAAAAACACAACAAAUAUAG
Adineta steineri is the source of this 432-nucleotide messenger RNA. NCBI's taxonomy places the organism in Eukaryota, Metazoa, Rotifera, Eurotatoria, Adinetida, Adinetidae. The record is from the annotation of a GenBank genome assembly.